Molecule: messenger RNA, 1129 nt
Organism: Alosa alosa (allis shad)
Lineage: Eukaryota; Metazoa; Chordata; Actinopteri; Clupeiformes; Clupeidae
Gene: cmlc1
Product: cardiac myosin light chain-1
Exons: 1
Coding region: 116-709 (197 amino acids)
Cellular component (GO): myosin II complex
Molecular function (GO): calcium ion binding
Source: RefSeq, a predicted model, not a curated record
CUCUCUCCCUCCGUGCAGACAUCACUCUCGCUCUCUCUCUCCUUCUGCCCUUCCAUCCGUGUCCUUCCUCUGUUCCCUCGGUUCUCUACGCGGCGUAGUAGCGGUUCUCCACACCAUGGCGCCCAAGAAGGUGGAACCCAAGAAGGCCGAGGUCAAGAAGCCGGAGCCCAAGAAGGAAGAGCCGGCGCCGGCCGCCCCAGUGCCCCCGCCAGAGCCGCCCAAGCCCGAGCUGGACCUGAAGAGCGUGCCACUGGACUUCACGCCGGACCAGAUCGAGGAGUUCCGCGAGGCGUUCGCGCUGUUCGACGAGACGCCGGCGGGCGAGAUGAAGAUCACGUACGCGCAGUGCGGCGACGUGAUGCGGGCGCUUGGACACAACCCCACCAAUGCCGAGGUGCUGACCGUGCUGGGCAAGCCCAAGCCCGAGAAGAUGCACGUGGAGCUGCUGGACUUCGAGACCUUUCUGCCCAUGCUCCAGCACAUCUCCCGCGCCAAGGACCAGGGCAGCUUCGAGGACUUCGUGGAGGGGCUGCGCGUCUUCGACAAGGAGGGCAAUGGCACGGUGAUGGGCGCCGAGCUGCGGCACGUGCUGGCCACCCUCGGGGAGAGGAUGACCGAGGACGAGGUGGACCGGCUGAUGCAGGGUCAGGAGGACGCCAACGGCUGCAUCAACUACACCUCCUUCGUCAAGCACGUCCUGUCCGUCUGAAGGGCCCAGAUGCCAGAGCGGCGACGUCCAGCUGCCUCCGCUGCCCACACGCCAGACGUCAUCUCCGACCCACAGACUCACGCUGAGGUGACCAUGACGCAGCAGAGCAUAUUGUCCGCACAUGCCCUGAAAUCAGUUAACUGGAAGAACAACAAUCGUAGGCUAUUUCUCCUCUGUCAUAUUUGCAAUAUAAUCAGCAGGAUUAAAAAAUAAAGAAUUAUAAUUAUGAAUUGGAUUUUGUAGAAAUGAAUACAAUGUGGAAAAAUGUAAAUGUUUGUGUGUUUCACCAUAAAAACUCAUCAUACAAGCAAAGAAAUAAUGAAACAAGAAAAGAUGUGACAUAAAGUCUGCCUCAACUCUCAAGAAAAGAUGUGAUCUCUCUACUCUGAAAUGUUCUGAAUAAAACUUCUGAUAAAAGUA